AUGCAAAGCGACAUAAUUGUAAGCACCGAUUUACCUGAGUAUAAUAGAAGUAGGAUGAACGGAAUUAUGAAUAGAAGUGCCUACAGUGGUAGCGGCAGUCCUGGCUGCAGGGAGCAAACCAAUGAAGGUACUACAAGUGGCAUAUAUGAAAAUGGGAAUGUAAUUAAUGACGACCAUGUAAGUAGUGCCACCUUCAAAGAUGACAUGGAAAGUAGCAGCGAUUGCAAUAUUUGUCCUGCCGAGAUAAACAUUGCUACAGAAGCCCAAUCCGUUAGUCAAAAAAACGUAAGUAACUCCACCGACAUGACAGAAGGAACAUCCAUUUCUGUAGUGAGUAAAGAUUAUGACCAGGCUCAUGGUAGGCACUGCCCAAAUGGUAAUUGUGAAAUGUUGGUGCAAAAGGAGGAAGAUGCGAAGGGCGAAAAAGACGUCCGAGUGAGUGAAGAAACGUUUAUGCGCAAUGUUGACGAUGUGGGAAGCCUCAAAGGAAGCAUUACACUUCAUAAUUUCGAGGUGAUUCCUGCCAGCGAGGUGAAGUCAACUUCGGCAGGAGACAGCCGCGGUGAUGUCAGUGGAUCCGGCGCGGAUUCUCCCAGUGAUGCGAAAGAACGUGAACUCGCCAGAAAGGAAUCCCGGGAUCAGGAGACCAUGGACCCAGGAGCAAAGUGCCCCAGUGGAGACAGCCCCAGUGUAAGCUUCCCCAAUGGAAGCAGCCCCACUGCGGACGCCUCUAUCGAUGCAGCUAGUGAGUCCAAGAAUAACGACGCGCCAGUGUGUUACAGCCAAAGUGGCGCGGGCGACCAGAAUUACUCCAACGUCGUUUAUGACUCUACGCGCGUAAACAGCGCUAAUGCCACCAGCGAAGCUUGCGCGGAUGUGUCCAAGUUUAAUCCAGUCACCGAAAGUAAUGUCAAAAUGAAUAACGUUUCUGCGUAUGCAGACCUGAUAGAGGGCAGCGAAGGGCACCCGAAUGAAACGACCCAUUGCAAGCAGGACACCCCGAAGGAAUCUGGACGCAAUAAUUGCAGCGAUGAAGCGGCAGGCUGUGAAGGUGUCACGCGUAAAGAAGGCGACCAGUUCCGAAUUGGACUCUCGGAGGAGGGCAAUAAAAACCACGGGAGGAGCAGCCACAGCGCGAGUGAAGGUGCGAGCGGCAAUGCCAGCGGUAGUGGUAGGAACGAUGACAGUAAUAGCGGGGAAAACGCCAACAGCGGCAGCAAUGGGGGAAGCAGUAACCAUGGCGGAAGUAACAAUAACAGCGGAAGUAACAAUAACAGCGGAAGUGGCAAUAACGGUGGAAGUGGCAAUAACGGUGGAGGCGGAAACGCGCGACGCAGCAACAGCGGAGAAGAUGGCGAAAACGACGGGGAUAAACACAGGAAGAACAGCCAUCAUGACGCGGGAAGCGGUGAAGGUACCGGUGAAGGUAGCGGCGAUUUGGAGAACCCCAACAAGGGGAAGAGCGUGGAGGACACGAGGAAAAAUGAAAACAGUGAUAAUCAGAACAACGAUCAGAAGAACGAACAGAGUAGUAGCAAAAAUGCAGAUGCCGCUAACCGAAGUAAUAAUAACAGUGAGAAUGGGAAGAAAAAAAAAAACAGUUACAGCGUUGAAGGGAAAAAUGGCAGCGUCAAAGGGCAUUCCGUGUCGUCCCCAAAAUCGAGCAUUAGCAAUGGCUCUGCGCCAGUUAGUUCACUAAACGCAGAUGCACCUGAGUUUGUGCCAUCAACCAAAGGAAUGCAAGGAGGCUUAUCUUUCAACAAUUUAAUGUGGAACCAUUACUAUCAAGAUAUGUCCAAUGGAGCCUUCGGAGGAGUAGCAACGAAUGGACUGAUUAAUAGUUUGGCUGCACAGGGAAGCAAUAGUAUGAUGACUCCUAACCCGUUGUUAAGCCCUCUUGGUGGAAUGGGCCAUGGUCCAGGUGAUCUGCUAAACUUAGCGAAUUCCAGUCAUAUGUCAGCAUCGAAUGGUGGCAUCAGUUUAACCAUUCCCAAUAAUGUUGGUGUAAUGUUACCCCAAGUGAAUAAUCUGAGUAAUAUGGAUACUCGAAAUAAUGACAAGGGGAAUCGUCUUCCCAGUGGUGGUGUUUCUGCCACGAGUGGGCUGAAUAUAAACAAUAACGCAGGUAAUAAAUCGGUGAGCAGUUCGAAGAUGGGGAAUAAUCUUAAUAAUGCCACUUCGAGUGAUCAUGAAAAUAACGUGACGCCCACUUCGUCCAGCAUGAUGCAUGACUCAGCAGGGACUGCUAUAGUAGGAAAAGCAGGAAUAAAUAACACUGGAACCGAUUCUAACUUUUUAAAUCAAAGUGGGAUGCUACCUGCAAUGAAGAAUAUGAGAGCUAAUAACAACUUUAUCAAGGGGUCGGAAAAUUCCGGUCCUUCCCCAUUUCACACGAUAGACCCACAUAAUGCUGGACAUCAUCAAACUUUUCAUUCAAAUGGAUCCAUGAUGCAUCCACACAAUUUUUACGUCAGCAACCCCUACUUAAUGAAUAACCAUCCGCAUGCACAUCCACAUCAUCCUCAUCACCCUCACCCGAAUGCUUUAUCUGGAGGACCCCCCCCUCAGUCAUUAUUUACUCCAAUGUCCUAUAGAAACUCGUUAGGAUCGGGGACGUUACAGCAUAAUGGCCCAUUAAAUUUGACUGCCCCUUUGGAAGCACACUUCAUUUCGGGCACCUCGGGAAAUUUGGGCAGCGCAGCUCCGCCUUUAAAACUCUCGUAUAAUCAUGUGGCCCAGCCGAACAGACGAAACCUCUUUAACCAUUUCAACAUGGGCACGAUGCACGCCGGGGGGAGUAACCUCACUGAUACCAACUUCGAGCAUAGCGUCAGUAACAAUAACAGUAACAUUAGCAACAUGAGUAAUAUGAGUAACAUGAGUAAUGUAAUUGGAGGUGCCGCGGCUGCGGGGGGCAUUACGUACGGAUACGGAAACUUCAGCCCAACGCAUAAUGUUAAUGGUAGCGGCACUGGUAACCUACUUCCUACUGGCGAGAAUGCUGGAAGUAAUAAAAAUAGCGUAACUGCCGGCGCUGCAAACGCAGGUCCAAACAUUAGCGUCAAUAAUGGCACUAACAACAGUGGAAGCAGCAGUACAAGCGGAAUGCACCUAACCCCAGGAUUAGGAAACAACCUAGGUAUGAAUGCAAAUGGCAGUAUGAUGUGUAUAAAUGGACCGUUGCAUAUGACCAAUAUAAAUGCGGCUAAUGUGACUCCCUUGUCGCAUCACCAUAUGAAUCAGAUGAACAACGUCAUGGGGGUAGGAGGAGCUGCCGGUGCAGCUGCCAUGGGGAACAUCACCCCAGGAGGAAUGCACAUGGGGAGUAUGCAAAUGAAUCACAACAUGAUGGUAAAUACCAUGGAGGGAAUAGGCGGACCGAUUGGUGGAGCAGUAGUUACCAAGCAGCAGAAGCGAAAUAGUACAUACAGCGAAAGGGGCAUGAACAAUGCAGGUGGAAGUAAUAAUAACAACAGCGGGAAGUCAGGUGCCCAUCGAGAUAGCAAAGGAGGAGUGAAAGGCAACACCAGUAAUAGUAACAACAUGAUAGCUAACAAUGCUGGCUCUGCUGCUGGUAGCGGUAGCGGAGGAGUGUCGUCCGUUUUGACUUCCUAUGGUAAACAGGACAGCAAGAAAGGCAGCAAGUACAGUGGAAGUGGAGCAAACAACAUGAACGUGAAUUUGAAUGCCCAUUCUGGGAACAACACCAGUCAUGUUAUCGCCGUUAGUGGAUCGAAAAAUGUAUACGUCAGUGCAAAGGGAGCAAAACAGGAAGUGCUCUACGGAAGGGACGAAAAGGGAAACGCGACUACAACAGCAACCCCUGGGGCGACUUCAUCUCCAGCGAGCAACAGCUAUUUUGGUAAAGGAUUGACGGGCAAUAAUAAUAACAACGUCAUUUUGUCGACUGGUUCAGCUAGCAAUAACACGAAUAGUAACAAUAAUAUGAGUAGUGCUCUGCACCAGAAGGAGUCCGAUUUGGGUGGCGGCGUGAAGGAAAAUUUAGACGACACGAAUGCAAAUAAGCUUCUCCACUACGAUGGUAGCACCAACGAAGGGGGUAAGGGCUCCUUUAAGGGAAAAGCGGGAGGAUACAGUAACGUUAAUAACGCCAGUAAUGCUAGGAACAAAGUCAGCAACAACAGUAACAAUUCGAACAAUGUGGUCUGCUCCACCCAUGCCGAUGUGUCCAGCAGCAACCAUGGAACGGCAACAGCAGCAGGGGAGAAGAGAUCCUUUAACAAGCAUGAAAAAAAUAAGGAAGAUUAUAGAGGGGGCAAAAAUUACGCAAGUAACAAAAUGAGUGAAGAGAAAGGCAGCUACAAUCACAUCGGAGGGGCCGUAGCAGGAUCGAAGAAGGAUGUACCUAAGGAUAACAAUAAGGGGGGCACAAAAAAUGCUGAUGUGCAUGUGAAGAAGCCAUAUAGCGAUAUGCUCGGACAUUCGAAUAGCGGCAGUAUGGGUAGUCAGCAACCCCACCUUGGCAACAACAAGCAGCAGGGAAGUUACAACACAAGUAGUGCAAAAUACCAUAGCAAUGUGGACAAGCGAGUGGGACACAUGAGGAAUGCCGAAGGAGGCAAGGGUGCAAAUGAAAAGAAAUUAAAAAAUGAAGAUGAUAAGAAGUUUAAGGAGAAGGAUAGCAACAUGGUAGCAGGAUCUGGAGGAGCGACAAAGGGUUCGACGGUGAAAGUGGGAUCCACACCUACGGGAGGAAGUGGAAGUAAUUUCACCCUUUCGAAUACGAAUGAUCAGGGGGUAGUUACAAAUAAGCAUAGCGUGAAUGGUAAGAAUCUGCCACGUGUUGGAGGAGGUAUCGAGGGGGUGAGUGGCCCCUACCCCAAGAACAACUACGACGAAAAUGCGAUGAGCAGCAACAAAAAGGAAAGUUAUGCCAAUGGGAAAAAUGCGAAAAAUUAUGAUAAGAAGAACAACACGGAAUUUUCUUCCUGGGUAAAGAUUGCCAAAAUGAAUCCCACUAAAAAGAAAGGAGAGAAAAGCAUCUUGAACGGAAAACAGGAGAGUGAAAGUAAUCACGAUACUGGGCGAGGCGGUGUUUCUGGACCAACUUCCGUGGCGAAUGCUAAUUUGAAACACCACGAUGGUGGUAACGCAGACAGGGGAAGCAGUGGUCACCGUGCCAUGGGAGGCGCAUCUGGGGUGAGAGAUCGAAGCAGCAGCGCUUAUAACAAUGCGAAAGGUCGAGGCCACAAUAAUGAAAGCGGCGCAGCAGGAGGGUACUCAAAAGGGGGCAGUUCCGCCGUCAAUGGACCGUUGCAUAUGAGGCACGAAAGUGGAACCAGAACCCUCAGUAAUUCGCAAAGUAGCAGGGAUGGAAAGAAGAGAAAGGAUGAGGAAGAGCAGAGAGCCGAUAGACACAAAGGAAUGGUGAGCAAAGUUAUGAUCGGAAUGAGCAGCAGCAGUAAUGUUGUCCCUUAUAGCAAAUCCAGCAAAAAGGGGAACGAAGAUAGAAGCGAUAAUAUGAUGAGUAAUAACGCUAAGAAUAAGAAAUUGACCUCCUACGGAAGCGGUAAAAAUACUAGUUACCAUGAUAAGGAGAGUAUUAAAGAGAGGGGAAGCAAAAUGAAGUACGAAAAUGCCAGUAGAGGAGGUGUGAAGAAGAUCGAAAUGGUGAAUGAGAGAAAAGCAGAAGGACGAAGUGGUGGUGGAAAUGUUAUGAACACGUCUGGAAAUAUUUAUUCCUCUCACCGACAAAGAGAAAAAAUGAAGAUCCAAAAUGUCGAAAUUAAGCAGAUUAAUGAGAAGGUUAUGAAGCGAAGGAGUGAGGAUCGCAAAGAGGCUAUAGAGAAAAAAGGAAGGGCCCAAGAACAUCAAAAAAGCGUUGGGGGCACUACUAGGAGCAGCAAACAUGCCGAGAGGGAGGAGCAAUCAGAUGCAGUAAAGAAACUAGGCAGGGACCAUGCAUACGAGGGAAGAACCAAAGCGCAUUCUAACUGGGAAGGAAAAAAUGCCGAGUAUGAAAAACGGGUGGAUGAUCACGAAGCCGCAGUAGCAGCAGGGGCUGGAAGGGACGACGGUGUUAAGAAGAUCCAUCUAUCGAACGAAUGGACAAACGGGUUAAGAAGCGAAUCGGGCAGGAAUAAAGACGACCACUACCAGAAUGACAGCCUCAAUGAGAAUAACGCGCAUGCUGGAGGGGGUAGCUGUGGGCAGGGUAAUAAUACGCAGAUGAAAAAGGGGGAAAACGCAGAUAUGAACAAGGAAGGCAGCUAUAAGUACGGAGAAGGGUCAAGCGAGUAUCACAACCAGGCGGCGAACCAGGAUGGAAGUGUGAAUGGAAAUGUCAAUGCCAAUGUGAAUGGAACUGUCAGUUCCAGUGCGCAUGACAACCGCUCCGUGUCAACCUACUCUAACUCGAAGAACUCCGUGUGGGACGGAAAGAUCUCCUUUGCGGAAAUGGCCAAGAGGAAGCCAAAGAAAGAAACGAAGGAGCCGAGGGGAGGAGAUGCCAAGAAUACUAAAUCGGAAUCGUCCCACAACGAUAGGAAGAGUGUGCACCAUGGAUCGAAUCAUAAAGGAGAUAAAUCGUCCAAGAGGAGAGACCAGCGUGGAAAGAGGUAUGACUCGAACAGCACUAUUCGUGACAAGCCAUCAGGAACGACGGUGCACCCCCGAGGAGGCGAAACUAACGAGAAGAGAAAUUUCAACAGUGGUAACCACAAUGAUGGUAGCAACAGCACCAGCAGGGACAGUGGCCGUGGAGGUGCAAGCGAAAUGAGAAAAAGAAACGACCUGAAAGAACACAUGAAAAAGGGAUAUGAUGGUGGAAGUGCGGCAUCCAAUAUGAGGGAUUCCAGGCGACUCGGAGGAGAAGCCACAGCAGGAGCCACAUCAGGAGCCACAUCAGGAGCAGCAGCAGAUACGCCACUAAAGGGUGACACCAACAGGAGGGAAGAGAAAGAUAUGAUGGGCCAUGUAAUGGUUAAUCAGAAUGGCACCCUUUCAGAGGCUGAAGGGUCGGAUGACGCCUGUCACAAACGCAGAGGCGGGGAAGCCAAGAAGGGAUUGCGAGACGGCAUUAUGGAGGAACAAAAGGACGAAGCAGACAAAAUGAGCAAGAGUAAUGCAGCUGUGGAGGAGGAAGAAGUCGUCGAAGCAGUCGAAUCCGUCGAAGCAGUAAAAGCCGUCGUAGCAGUCGAAGGUGACCUCCACGUUGAGGCCUGUCCCGAUGCCGCUCCCCAAUCGGAUAGUCUCCGACCAGAAAGGGAAAGUCCCAAAAGAAUAUUUCACGGGGGCGCAGAAAGGAUACUUAGUCCCGUUGCCAAGGAUGAUAGGGAAGAGGCCCAAAUCGUGGAGGGAAACAAAAUCAUCGGAAGUGACAAUAACGUAACGGAUGACAGUGGAAGCAGAAAUAUCGCCAAGUUUUCUCCCCCAACAGACUCAGACGGUACCAUGCAUCGCACAGAUGAUUGGAGCGAGAAGGGUGCAAAGAGGCACGGAAUGAAAGAGGGAUCAGCAAAGGUAUUCCCAGAUGGAUUGUCAAAGUAUGAGAAAAUGAAAUUAGAAUAUACAGAGGGCAAUCUGGAGGUAGUGACCUCUGUAGAAGAGCGCCAUGGUAUCCAGAUCGGAGAGGCGAAGGAGGCCCACGAAAGAAUUACCGCAGGUGAGCAUUUCUCUGAAAAGAAAGAAAUGAACGCCCAAGGUGUGCAAAAUGACGGGUUGAGUGUGCUAAUCAAUGGUAAGAUGUCGGAGGCAAGUGGAGACGCGAAAUAUGUACGCGGGGAUGACACCAGCCCCGCGGUGAAGGAAAAGGGAGAAUUGAAGAGUGUAAGUAAUGAAAGGAAAGUAGAAGCUAAGGAAGUAGAAGGAAUGGGAGUAGAAGGGAAGGAAGAAAAUGCCGGAACGGGAAAAUGCCUCGUGGAGGAGGAAACCAAGUCGGCCAUUACCAUGGCCACGGAAGAAUCUGUCAAAGUAGCCAAAUCGUCGAAUGAAGAUUUGACGAUAGGAAAAAGUGAAAAGAACAAAUCGGGAGGAAAGAAAAAGUAUGGACUCUUUAGCGAUAUUAAGAAGUGGGCCAAGGGAAAACUGACCACUGGGGGAGGCGCGACAGAUGUCGCCCUACAGGAGGAGAAGAAGAGCAAAGGGGAUGGAAGUAAGGACAACGUGACGAGAACAGUUGACGCCCCGAGUAAGGACAACGAGAAUGACACCAUCGUGGGAAGCGCAGGCGAUAGGGAUCCGAUGCUGAAAAAGGCGGACGAUGUGGUGGCAAGUGUCGACGUGAAGAUGGACGGAACGAUCGGCAUGACCGGCAUGAGCUGCAGCGUGGAUGUCGAGCCAGCUAGCUUGAACAGCGAAAAGGAGGUCCCGUCUGUUGGCGAGAAAGAGCAAAUGAGUGAAAGCAAAGUGAUACCAGCGAAGGAGCAAAUCAGUGAAGGCAAAGUGAUACCAGAGAAAGAGGAAAUAACUGAAAACGAAGUGAUACCAGAGAAAGAGGAAAUGGAUGAAAGCAAAGUGGUACAACCGAAGGAAGAGCCCAAGAGCAAUGCUGAUGGGCUUCUAGACUCGCUGGAAAAAAGAGCAGACGAAAUUGAAGUCGAAAAAGCGAAUGAAAAGGUAGAAGCGCAGAAUGAGAAAAAUCAUGAAGAGUCAGAGAGGGAAAAGGAAAGACAACGAAUGAAACAGAUGAAGCUGGAGAAAAUGGGCAAGAGUAAAAUAUAUUCCAAAAUUGAUUUGCUCGAAAUUUUUGUCGGAAAUAAGUGGAACAGUGGAGAGGAGAGAUUCAAUUUUAUCUUGUCCUAUAAUCCCGAUGUGGAUUCCCAUAAAAUGGGAAGCACCAUGAUGGAGGGUUCUUGCAACAUAAAUCAUAUGGACGCGAGUGGAAUGAACAGUAAUAAUCACAUGGGUGUUGGUACCCAUGCACACGAGGGCAAGAAUAGCAUGUACAGUAAGAGGUACAUGAAUGCUGGAAGCUCUGGUGCAGGAGGCGGACACGUAAGUGGUGGAAGCGCAGGCAUGGGUAAUAACUACAUGGGUGGAAAUAAUAAUCAUGGCAUUAGCAGUGGCAAGCAGUUCGGAAUUAUGUCUGGUAGUGGAGGCAAGAACAACGAUGAUGUGUGGAGAUAUGGGCAAGGCGGUAAGAACGGCAUGAUCAAUAGUGGGCACCUUGCAAACGGUGGAGUUAAUAUGAACCUCAAUUUUGGUGACAUGAAUCACAGUAGUGGAGGUAACAACAUGGUAGGGGCCGGAGGUAAAGGCGUUAUGGGAUCUGGAAGCGGGUCCCUCGAUGCGCACAAUUCGAGUGUCGGUGGGUUAGGAAAGAUGGGCCAGGCAAAUCUGGAGUGGAGAAAAAAUGACGGAGAUAAAUUGAAGGGAUUCUUUGAUUCGACACGUGCUGUUGAAUCGCCAGAUGCAUGGAGACAUAAGAACCACAGCGGAGGAGGAAGCAGCAGAGGCGUGGCAGAAAAUGCUUGGCUUGUGAAGCAAAAUCAAUUAAAAGCGGAUAAGUACACAUGUAUGAUGAGGAAGUUGAGAGGUAUACUUAACAAACUGACUUUCGAAAAAUUUGACCUCCUAUAUGAACAAAUAAUCCUAGUAGGAAUAACAAAGUUAGAAGAAAUCAUAGGGUUGAUGAAGUUAGUUUUCGAGAAGGCAGUGACACAGCAUCACUUCGUACAGAUGUAUGUCCAGCUGUGUAAAAAAUUGAACGUGCAUUUCCAAAAUAUGAAGUUGGAAGACGAGAGCAUUGUUCAGUUUAAGAAGAUCCUAAUUAACCAAUGUCAAGAUUCUUUUGAGAAUAAUCUCAAGCCGAUAGAAUACCCAAGCCACUUAACGAAUGAAGAGGAAAGGUUCGAAUUUGAGCAGAUGCACAAGAAUAAGGUUAGAGGAAAUAUGCUGUUCGUUGGGGAGCUAGUAAAAUCGGGAAUCAUCUCCAUACCGAUUGUCUUUGUUUGUAUUAAGCAGUUGUUGGAGAAGAGGGAAAGCUACAUUUCUGCUAAAAAUGACACCAAUGAAGGAAACCUACACUUGGAAGCUUUAUGCAUGUUUCUGAACACCGUGGGGGAAAUUCUUGAUACACAUGAGAAAGCCAAUCAGGAAAAAGUGAAGGAGCUAUACAAUACUCUUCACGCUCUGAUAAAUGAUGAGAGCAUUACUUUCCGUGUUAGAUGCCUCAUUAAGGAUGUUAUUGACAACAGAAAUGAGAAGUGGAACAAGAAGUUCGCUCACAAAUUGGAGGGACCCACCACACUCAGUGUGUUACACGACAAAAUAUUAAAAGAAUACAUCGAUCAAAGCAACAGAAGCUUCAAUAGUAGCAGCCACAUGGGUAACUAUCACGAAAGCAAGAUGAAUAGCAGUCUCAGCAAUAUGAGAAACAAUCUCCUUCGCAACGUCAAUUUUGGUAUGAAUAGUAGCAACACUGGCGGGGGUAGUAACCUCGGAGGUGGUGCCUUCGGCAGCAGCGGAAGCGGCAGCAACAGCAAUUCCGGCUUUAGCAUGAUGAACAUGAGGAACCUCGGUGGAGGGACGAAAAAUGCGGACCCUAAUAAAAAUAUGAAGAAGCUAUCCCUAAAUUUGAUGAAGGCCAAAAAUGCCAGUGGGUCAAAGGUGAUGGGCGACGAUAUGAUGAAAGGUGUAGGGGUAGGAGGAGUAGGCGGUGCAGCUGGGGCAUCCCAGGUCGGAUCCAAUGCCAGUGGCAGCUUCUUCGACAUGAUGUCCAAGAAUCAUUUCGCCUUCAAGAAUAGCCUCCAGACCUUUAUGAAUAACGAAAGCGGUAAUACCGGUAAUAGCGGUAACGCGGCGAGUGGCGCGGGAAACAACGCCACUAGCAAUGGCAACAGCGACACUGGCAAUGGCAACAGCGGCACUGGCAAUGGCAACAGCGAAGGCGCCUUCUGUAGCAACCUAAAUUCGAGGUUCCCGGUAAAGGAGAAGAGCGGAAACAGUGGCAGCGCCAAUGAGGGCAAGUUCUUCAUGCGAAAUGUUAACUUGAAGAAUAGCGGUGAGGGAGGUACUACAGUUGGAAGUGGCACCGUUAACGCCGCUGCGAAUGAUGCGACGGGCAAAACUGAGGAGCAGCCCCAUGACGCUUCCGCCUCAGAAAUCGCCGCACAAACCGUGAGCGCGGACGGAAGGGGCUCCCCGAGUGACGGCGCAGAAAAGAGCGCCCAGACGGCGGGAGCACUCAACGCAGGGUCAAAUGGCGCAAAUGAUGACUACGCCUUCACCGAGGAGUACCUCCCCAAGGUGAACGAAAUACUGGAGUUGUCCACAAUCACAGGAUCAGACGAAUGGGAAACGCUGACCAGAAAAAUCGAGAACUUGAAUGUGCCCUCCAAAUUUAAUGAGAAACUACAAGCCAAUAUUUUAAAGCUUACCCUUAAGAAAUACGCCUGCAACAGGAACGUCGAAAAAAGUGCCGAUUAUUUUGACUGGCUCAUCUCCAUUGUCCUGUUAAAUAAAAUCGACUUGGAAUCUUUUAAGCCAUGCUGGAAGGCCUUUAUGCUGGAGAAUGACGAAAACAGUUAUGAGUGCACCAAGGAGGACUACCCUCUCUUGCCUUCCCUCGCGAAGAAUUUCAUCAAGGCGAUUGAAUUGCAUGACACGAACCAUUUGCUCUACGAUGCGGCCACCAUCGACGAAAUGAAGAGCGUCAUCUGA
This is a messenger RNA of Plasmodium inui San Antonio 1, 11622 nucleotides long. RefSeq lists its product as hypothetical. Gene Ontology annotation, cellular component: eukaryotic translation initiation factor 4F complex. The transcript has 2 exons. NCBI's taxonomy places the organism in Eukaryota, Apicomplexa, Aconoidasida, Haemosporida, Plasmodiidae. The record is from RefSeq and is a predicted model, not a curated record. The coding region runs from base 1 to 11622 and encodes 3873 amino acids. Gene Ontology annotation, molecular function: mRNA binding; protein binding; translation initiation factor activity.